GAAGAAGAAGCGGAACAUGUGACCACCCGCUUACUUCCUGGUUUUCACUGUGACGUCUGAGCGUCUCCUCUCCGGAAGCAGGAAUGUUGAUGAGUCCACAAGGAGCCGCCAUGAGUCCGCCGCUUUUACUGAAGAGACGACUUUCUUUAAAGAACUCGAUCUAUCGAAGACCAGACUCCCCUGAACCAGAUCCGGAUCCUGAAUCCAGCUGUGUAUCCUUCCGAAGCAACCAGUCAAAGCAUGAACCGAUCCUGUUUAACCACGAAUCCUCCGGUCCUGAACCGAGAAUCCAUCAGAGACCAGAGUCCCCUGAACCUGGAUCUGAACCUGGAUCUGAACCUGAAUCUGAACAGAGCUGUGUGUGCUCCAAGAGUGAAAAGUCAAUGGCCGAACCUAUCCUGUUUAAAGAUGUUGAACUGAGAGUGGACCAGGAGAGCUCAGAGGUUCCCAGUGGUCAGUCUGCCCAGCAGCAUCAAACACACCUGGACUCCAUAUUUAUGCUGCUGGAGGACAACAUUGUCACUUUUGUGAAGAACGAGCUGAAGAAGAUCCAGAAGGUUCUGAGUUCAGAUUACCCAGAAUGCUCAGAGAGUCAGAGGGAGGAUGAGGAGGUGUUGGACGGUGAGGAUGAAGAACAGAGGAGGAGCAGAGAGGCAUUACUGAAGAUCACAGUGCACUUCCUGAGGAGAAUGAAACAGGAGGAGCUGGCUGACUGUCUGCAGAGCAAAUCUCCUGCCAUGUUCCAGCUUAACCUCAAAUCUAAGCUGAAGAAGAAGUUCCAGUGUGUGUUUGAGGGAAUUGCUAAAGCAGGAAACCCAACCCUUCUGAACCAGAUCUACACAGAGCUCUACAUCACAGAGGGAGGGACUGCAGAGGUCAAUGAUGAACAUGAGGUCAGACAGAUUGAAACAGCAUCCAGGAAACCAGACAGACCAGAAACAACAAUAAGACAAGAAGACAUCUUUAAACCCUCACCUGGAAGAGAUGAACCAAUCAGAACAGUGAUGACAAAGGGAGUGGCUGGCAUCGGGAAAACAGUCUUAACACAGAAGUUCACUCUGGACUGGGCUGAAGACAAAGCCAACCAGGACAUACUGUUCAUGUUUCCAUUCACUUUCAGAGAGCUGAAUGUGCUGAAAAAGAAAAAGUACAGCUUGGUGGAACUUGUUCAUCACUUCUUUACUGAAACCAAAAAAUCAAGAAUCUGCAGGUUUGACGAGUUCCAGGUUGUGUUCAUCUUUGACGGUCUGGAUGAGUGUCGACUUCCUCUGGACUUCCACAACACUGAGAUCCUGACUGAUGUUACAGAGUCCACCUCAGUGGAUGUGCUGCUGACAAACCUCAUCAGAGGGAACCUGCUUCCCUCUGCUCGCCUCUGGAUAACCACACGACCUGCAGCAGCCAGUCAGAUCCCUCCUGAGUGUGUUGACAUGGUGACAGAGGUCAGAGGAUUCACUGACCCACAGAAGGAGGAGUACUUCAGGAAGAGGUUCAGAGAUAAGGUCCAGACCAGCAGAAUCAUCUCCCAUGUCAAGACAUCACGAAGCCUCCACAUCAUGUGCCACAUCCCAGUCUUCUGCUGGAUCACUGCUACAGUUCUGGAGGAUGUGUUGAAGACCAGAGAGGGGGGUGAACUGCCCAAGACCCUGACUGAGAUGUACAUCCACUUCCUGGUGGUUCAGUCCAAACUGAAGAACAUCAAGUAUGAUGGAGGAGCUGAGACAGAUCCACACUGGAGUCCAGAGAGCAGGAAGAUGAUUGAGUCUCUGGGAAAACUGGCUUUUGAGCAGCUGCAGAAAGGCAACCUGAUCUUCUAUGAAUCAGACCUGACAGAGUGUGGCAUUGAUAUCAGAGCAGCCUCAGUGUACUCAGGAGUGUUCACACAGAUCUUUAAAGAGGAGAGAGGACUGUACCAGAACAAGGUCUUCUGCUUCAUCCAUCUGAGUGUUCAGGAGUUUCUGGCUGCUCUUCAUGUCCAUCUGACAUUCAUCAGCUCUGGAGUCAAUCUGCUGGCAGAAGAAGAAUCAAACUCCCAGAAGUCUGAAACAAGAAAAGAUGAAUCUGCAGAGACACAGUUCUACCAGAGUGCUGUGGACAAGGCCUUACAGAGUCCAAAUGGACACCUGGACUUGUUCCUUCGCUUCCUCCUGGGCCUUUCACUGGAGACCAAUCAGACUCUCCUACGAGGUCUGCUGACACAGACAGGAAGUGGCUCAGAAGCCAAUCAGGUAGUGGUCAAGUACAUCAAGAAGAAGAUCCAUGAGAACCCCUGCCCUGAGAGAAGCAUCAGCCUGUUCCACUGUCUGAAUGAACUGAAUGAUCAUUCUCUAGUGGAUCAAAUCCAACAGUACCUGAAAUCUGGUAGCCUCUCCACAGAUUACUUGUCUCCUGCUCAGUGGUCAGCUCUGGUCUUCAUCUUACUGUCAUCAGAAAAAGAUCUGGACGUGUUUGACCUGAAGAAAUACUCUGCUUCAGAGGAGGCUCUUCUGAGGCUGCUGCCAGUGGUCAAAGCCUCCAACAAAGCUCUACUGAGUGGCUGUAACCUCUCAGAGAGAAGCUGUGAAGCUCUGUCCUCAGUUCUCAGUUCCCAGUCCUCUAGUCUGAGAGAGCUGGACCUGAGUAACAACAACCUGCAGGAUUCGGGAGUGAAGCUUCUGUCCACUGGUUUGGAGGGUCCACAUUGUAACCUGGAAACUCUCAGGCUGUCAGGCUGUCUGAUCACAGAGGAAGGCUGUGCUUCUCUGGCCUCAGCUCUGAGCUCCAACCCCUCCCAUCUGAGAGAGCUGGACCUGAGCUACAAUCAUCCAGGAGACUCAGGAGUGAAGCUGCUGUCUGCUGCACUGGAGGAUCCACAGGGGAGACUGGACACUCUCAGAGCCGACCCUGCUGGAGUCCAGUGGUUGAACCAAGGCUUGAGGAAAUAUUCCUGCAAACUCACACUGGAUCCAAACACAGCGCACAAAUUUCUCAAACUGUCAGAAAACAAUAAAAAGGUGACGGAUCUUAGGAAGGAGCACCCGUAUCCCGACCACAAGGACCGGUUUGACUACUGGCCUCAGGUGCUGUGCGAGAACGGUCUGACUGGUCGCUGUUACUGGGAGGUGGAGUGGAGCGGGAAGGUGUACGUCGCGGUGAGUUACAGAGGAAUCGGACGGAACGGAGACAGCGACGGCUCCAAGUUCGGAGGCAACGAUCAGUCCUGGAGUCUAACCUGCACCGACGGGGGAUAUAACGCCUGGCACAAUAACAGCGGGACGCUCAUCUCCUCCUCCUCUGUCUCUAACAGAGUAGCAGUGUAUGUGGACUGUCCUGCUGGCACUCUGUCCUUCUACAGAGUCUCCUCUGACACACUGAUCCACCUCCACACCUUCAACAGCACAUUCACUGAACCUCUUUAUCCUGGGUUCGGGUACGGGGUGAAGUUCAACUCCUCUGCAUUUCUGUGCCCACUGUAGAGCCUCCUCAUCUCCUCUGUCCUCCUGCCUGUGGCAGAGAAAUCAAUCUCUGUACGCCAUCUUGAAGGACGUCAAAAUGUAGUUUGAUCAGUAUACACUGUAUCUUUAUGGAUGAUAUUGAUCAGAAUACACUGUAUCUUUAUGGAUGAUAUUGAUCAGUAUACACUGUAUCUUUAUGGAUGAUAUUGAUCAGAAUACACUGUAUCUUUAUGGAUGAUAUUGAUCAGAAUACACUGUAUCUUUAUGGAUGAUAUUGAUCAGUAUACACUGUAUCUGUAUGGAUGAUAUUGAUCAGAAUACACUGUAUCUGUAUGGAUUAUUGAUCAGUAUACACUGUAUCUGUAUGGAUGAUAUUGAUCAGAAUACACUGUAUCUUUAUGGAUUAUUGAUCAGUAUACACUGUAUCUUUAUGGAUGAUAUUGAUCAGUAUACACUGUAUCUUUAUAGAUUAUUGAUCAGUAUACACUGUAUCUUUAUGGAUGAUAUUGAUCAGUAUACACUGUAUCUUUAUGGAUGAUAUUGAUCAGUAUAUACUGUAUCUUUAUGGAUGAUAUUGAUCCUGUAUUGACAGUCAGACUGUGGACAUAUGACGGCCUUUAGCUCGUGUUUCUAGAGUUACAUGUUGUUAUGGACACGUUAGGAAUUUAAAUGUGAUAUUUCUUAAAGGGAGUUUGGUGGAAAAUUAACAUCCACGCAUUUUUGUCACAUUAUGCCAAGUUGCUGUCAGUCAUUUAAUUAGCUGUCAGGCACUUCCUGUCAGAGACUAUAAAAACAUUGUAAUGUGUUUUAUGUUCACAUUUAUGGGGAUUAUUAUGUUAAAAGAUAUUUAUAUUUUUACUGUGCGUCUGUAUUAAGUAUUUAAAUAUAUCUGUAUAUGUUUUGUCUGGCAUUUAAUGUCCAGAAGAAAUAAAGUUUUUUUUAACUCUUUAAGAGUAAAUCUUUAGUCAAAUUGUACCUAUAUUUAACAAUUUAUGCCAAAAAGAUUACCAAAUUUAAAAAAGGUAAAAAAAUAAUUCAUAUUGAAAUCACAAUUUUUAAGUAACUUGAUUACUUUCCGUUACUUUAGGAUUACCUCAACAUCAGAUAUGUAAAUUAAAACUUAAAGAGAAAACUGAAGAUUUUUACAUUAAAAUGUGACCUCUGCCCUGUAUCUGUAGAGAUAAAAACUGAUGUAUUAUAAUCCUGCAAAUUAAUCUCUACUCAAUGUAACUGUAAUCUGAUUAUGUCUUUUUCUGGUAACUGUAACAGAUUAUAGUUACCUUUUUUUGUAUCCUGACUACUCAGUUACAUCUAAUCCAUUACUACCCAAGCCUGCAAACAAUGCUUAUAAUGGAAAACAGAAAUAUUGAAAGUAAAAGUAUUACAAGUUUGAAAUUACUACAUUAAUAAAAGUAAGGAAAUAUAUUCAGAAGUAGUUUUUUGUAACAUACAAUGUAAACUAUAUUGUGUUAUAUAUUCUUACUGUGUGUCUAUAUUAUAUAUAUUUACAUACAUUUGUCAAUGUCCAGAUGAAAUAAAAACUGUCUUUUAACUCAGUCAUAUUGUACCUUUAUUAAACGAUGGAUGCCAAAACAAA
Molecule: messenger RNA, 5031 nt
Organism: Dicentrarchus labrax (European seabass)
Lineage: Eukaryota; Metazoa; Chordata; Actinopteri; Moronidae
Product: protein NLRC3
Exons: 11
Coding region: 84-3455 (1123 amino acids)
Molecular function (GO): protein binding
Source: RefSeq, a predicted model, not a curated record